UACCUUUGUUUUUUAUUUUUGCUUAUGCUUAUUGUCAUUGUUAUUUGAACGAUUUAAGUAGUACAUACUCUAUAUGUUAUAGAUUAAUUAUGCAUGCUCCUGGUACCUACUCAAAAUGCUUGAUAUUAUGUAAAUUCUAGUGUAUGCAUUAAGUUCAACGGAAUACUAACAUAUUUAUGUUUUUGCUAUCUAUAGUCAUAAUGCAAUGGUUGAUGUUCAUUUAAUUGAUUUGUUUUCAUGUGCACUUCUCCUAUUACAAUGAUAUAUUUUGUGUGUUGAUGUUGAGUAACAGUGUUUAAUCUAUAUCUCAUUAUCAAAAUCAAUUCAUUCACUGUUUUUCAUUAUAAAUUCCCAAUCUUUUUUAAACUCAAAUUGCACGUACAAUUUAGAUCUAUUCUCAAUUUAUAUUUAGCUCCUGAUUAAGUUAUGAUCUAGACCUCAUAACGAUGCUCCUGAUAAAUGACUAUAAGUUUGAAUUAACCAGCACUCUUUUCAUCAUGUUUAUCAUUAUCAUGUACACUUCUAGUCAUGCUUUUCGUUACUGCGCCAAAUUCACUAUAUUUUCAGUAUUGUCAUUUCUUUCUGCCACUAUAUUCAUACCAUUAAUGUUGCGGAGGCCAAGGGACUACAGAAAUGGAUUAUUGCCUGCUUGGGGUGGACGUCAAAUAUCAAAAUUGUUAGGAUUAAAAUGGGAAAUGAGAGGCAAAGAAAAUAUUGUACAAAAUACAGGUUGUGUUGUUUUAAUCAAUCACCAAAGUUGCUUGGAUUUAUUAGUAUUAUCAGAAAUAUGGCCAGUAAUGGAAAGAUGUACUGUAAUCUCCAAGAAACAAAUAUUUUACUUUUGGCCUUUUGGUCUAGCAUCUUGGCUAUGGGGUACAAUAUUCAUUGACCGGUUAAAUGGAGAAAAAGCUCAACAAACUAUUAAUAAAACGGGAGAAACUAUUCGCGAUAAAAAAGCAAAGCUAUGUUUAUUUCCUGAAGGAACUAGGAAUGGUGGACCAGAACUUCUUACUUUUAAAAAAGGUGCUUUUCAUGUUGCUAUUUCUUCGCAGUGUCCAAUACAGCCAGUGGUUGUUUCAAACUAUUUCUUCUUAGACCAUAAAAAACGUAUUUUUGACAAGGGCCACAUUGUUAUAACAAUAUUGCCUCCAAUAUCAACUGAAGGAUUGACAAAAGAAAACUUGAACGAGUUAGUUGAAAAGUCUAGAAAUGCUAUGCAAGAUGUUUAUACAAAAUCAUCAGAAGAAAUGAAAACAAAAUAUUUUAAUGUUAGCUAAAAUUAUAAAAAAAAAAAAUUCUUUAUGAAUAUUUGACCAUCAAUAUUUGAGUGCAUGAAAGUGAUAAAAAAACUAAUAGAAUUAUUAAUAUCAAACUUGUUAAGUAUGAUUAAUGAGUGGUUUACAGUAUUUUUAUUUAUUUUUUGUAUGUAUUGCAAUAUUUGUACGUAGUACUGUGCACAUUAUACAAUUAA
Sipha flava (yellow sugarcane aphid) is the source of this 1471-nucleotide messenger RNA. RefSeq names its product 1-acyl-sn-glycerol-3-phosphate acyltransferase beta-like. Gene Ontology annotation, molecular function: 1-acylglycerol-3-phosphate O-acyltransferase activity. Gene Ontology annotation, cellular component: membrane; endoplasmic reticulum. The transcript has 6 exons. Gene Ontology annotation, biological process: phosphatidic acid biosynthetic process. The record is from RefSeq and is a predicted model, not a curated record. The coding region runs from base 447 to 1277 and encodes 276 amino acids. Lineage: Eukaryota; Metazoa; Arthropoda; Insecta; Hemiptera; Aphididae.